This is a messenger RNA of Trichomycterus rosablanca, 7327 nucleotides long. RefSeq names its product protein tyrosine phosphatase receptor type Db (gene ptprdb). The record is from RefSeq and is a predicted model, not a curated record. Gene Ontology annotation, molecular function: protein binding; protein tyrosine phosphatase activity. The coding region runs from base 337 to 4890 and encodes 1517 amino acids. Gene Ontology annotation, biological process: peptidyl-tyrosine dephosphorylation involved in inactivation of protein kinase activity. The transcript has 33 exons. Lineage: Eukaryota; Metazoa; Chordata; Actinopteri; Siluriformes; Trichomycteridae. Gene Ontology annotation, cellular component: signaling receptor complex.
CUUAAUUUUAUAUAUUUUUUUUAUAAAUAAAUCAACUAAUUUUGACUUUUAAGGGACGCUGUGAGCUUUUGUCUCCUGUCUGGACCGAAGACAGACGGACUCCGUUCGGUUAUUCUCCUUCCACCAAACAUUAAACGGGACGUUGUGACCAGCCGUGUGGAAGAACGUCGAGGAGAAUCCGAGGGAGUCCGUCUCGUCUCCGUCCGGCACCGGGAGACUUGGGUCCGUCCGUCUCGCCUGUAGCUCAGGUCCUGUAGUUUGAAGAUGCAGCAUUAGAAAGGUUAUGAGCGCCACUAGAGGUCGGUGAUCCGGAGCCGGGAACGAGCCGACGUGAGGAUGGCCCGAGGUCACGUGAUGUUCCGAGCCGACGUCCGGCUUCUGCUGUCAGUUCUGCUGAGCGUGCCGCCGCUAACCCACGCUCAGAGCCCUCCCCGCUUCGUCCAGAUGCCGACUGACCAGACGGGCGUGCAGGGCGGCGUGGCCUCGUUCGUGUGCCAGGCCGCGGGGGAGCCGCAGCCCCGAAUCUCUUGGAGCAGGAAGGGCAAAAAGGUCACCAACCAGAGGUUCGAGGUGAUCGACUUCGAGGACGGCUCUGGUUCGGUGAUGCGGGUGCAGCCGCUGCGGACCCCGCGCGACGAGGGCGUGUACGAAUGCGCCGUGUCCAACGAGGCCGGCGAGAUCAGCGCCUCCGCCCAGCUCACCGUGCUGCGCGAGGACCAGCUUCCUCCCGGCUUCCCAUCUAUAGACAUGGGCCCGCAGCUGAAGGUGGUGGAGCGCUCCCGCACCGCCACCAUGCUGUGCGCGGCCAGCGGCACCCCGGACCCGGAGAUCACCUGGUUCAAGGACUUCCUGCCCAUCGACACGCGCACCAACAGGCGCAUCAAACAGCUUCGCUCAGGUGCGCUGCAGAUCGACUCCAGUGAAGAAGUGGACCAGGGGAAGUACGAGUGCGUGGCCACCAACAGCGACGGGACACGGUACUCCACGCCCGCCAACCUCUACGUCAGAGAGCAGCGAGACGUGCGCCGGAUCCCGCCGCGCUUCUCCGUGCCGCCCUCGGACCACGAGGUCAUGCCCGGGGGAGGCGCCAACAUCACCUGCCAGGCGGUGGGCAUCCCCAUGCCCUACGUGAAGUGGAUGCUGGGGACGGAGGACCUGACCCCCGAGGACGACAUGCCCAUCGGGAAGAACGUGCUGGAGCUCACCGACGUGCGCCAGUCCGCCAACUACACCUGCGUGGCCAUGUCCACGCUGGGGGUCAUCGAGACCGUCGCGCAGAUCACCGUCAAAGCCCUCCCGAACCCCCCAGGGACGCCGGUCAUCAUGGAGCGCUCGGCCACCAGCAUAACCCUGAUGUGGGACAGCGGCAACCCGCUGCCCGUGUCCUACUACGUCAUCCAGCACCGCCCCGCCUCGUCGCACGACGCCUUCAAGGAGAUCGACUCGGUGGCCACCACCCGCUACAGCGUGGGCGGCCUCAGCCCCUACUCGCACUACCACUUCCGGGUGCUGGCGGUCAACUCCAUCGGGCGCGGGCCCCCCAGCCCGACCGUAGAGACCCGCACGGCGGAGCAGGCCCCCAGCUCGCCGCCGCGCAGGGUCCGCGGGCGCAUGCUCAGCGUGUCUACGGCGAUGGUGCAGUGGGAGGAGCCCGAGGAGCCCAACGGGCAGGUGGUGGGAUACCGCGUGUACUACACCGCCGAUUCCUCGCUGCCCGUCAGCCAGUGGGACAAGGAGAUCAUCCGCGGGGCGAACUUCCUGACCGUCCGGGAUCUCACCCCGAACAAGACGUAUUACAUCAGGGUUCUGGCGUUCACCGCGGUCGGAGACGGACCGCUGUCCAACGACCUGCACAUCAUCGCCAAAACUGGAGUUCCCUCGCAGCCCACCGAACUCAAAGCGGAGGUGAAGUCCGAGACGAGCGUCUUGCUCUCCUGGCUCCCGCCGGCUCACAGCGGCACCGACGCCAUCGUCAGCUACGAGCUCGUGUACCGACUCGGAGACCAACCGGAGCAGAAGAUCACGUUCGAGCCGAGCUCCACCUACCUGCUGAAGAACCUGAAGCCGUUCUCCGCCUACGCCUUCCAGCUGGCGGCGCGCAGCAAACACGGCGUGGGGGCGUACACCGGCGAGAUCCGCGUGCAAACCCCGCAGAGCCUGUUCGCCGUGAACUUCCACGUCAAGGCCGCCAUGAAGAGCUCGGUGCUGCUAGCCUGGGAGCCGCGCACCUCGCCGGGCAAGGCCUCCACGUUCACCAUCUCCUACGGCGAGGGUCGGACCCUGGAGGUGGACGGGCGGCUCGGGCAGCGGCGGGUCGCCGAGCUGAGGCCGCGGUCCGUCUACGCGUUCCUGCUCGCCAACAAGGCCGACGGCGAGGAGGGUCUGCGGCACCGCGCCGACGCCAUGACCGCGCCCAACCUGCUGCCCAGGAAGCCCCAGCUGGUGGAGAAGAGCAGCCCGCAGAGCACGGCCACGCUGCAUCUGCCCCCCGCCCAGGCGCACGCCCACGUCAGGGCUUUCUACAUGGUGGUGGUUCCCCUGAAGAGGCAGAGAGGAGGGAACUUCCAAAACCCCUGGAGCGACCCGGACGAGAUGAACCUGGACGAGCUCCUGAGGACGAUCAACGGCACGGGGCGGGGAGCACGGGCGCGGCGGCAGGCGGAGCCCAAACCCUACGUCGCCGCCCACUUCCAGAACCUCCCGGCGGAGUUCAGGCUGGGGGACGGGCGGGCGUACGGGGCGUUCCUCAACCGGGCGCUGCUCAACGGCCAGGAGUACGUGUGCUUCGUUCUGGCCGUCCUGGAACUGGGACACAAUACCGUGUACUCCAGCAGCCCGUUCUCCGACCCCGUGGCCUUCUCCAACCUGGAGCCGCAGCCCAUCGUGGACGAGGAGGAGGGGCUGCUCUGGGUGGUGGGACCCGUCCUCGCCGUCAUCUUCAUCAUCAGCAUCGUCAUCCUCAUCCUCCUGUUCAAGAGCAAACCGGACAGGAAGCGGGCGGAGCUCGAGGGCAGGAAAUGCAGCUUCCCCAGCGGCGGCAAAGCCAUGAGCUCCCAGCACCCGUCCGAUCCCGUCGAGCUGCGCAGGAUCAACUUCCCCACGCCCGGUUUGCGUUCCGCAGGUUACCGACGCCUACCAAGCAUGACCACCCACCCGCCGGUCGCCGUCUCCGAGCUGCCCGCCCACAUCGAGAGGAAGAAAGCCAACGAGAACCUGAGGUUCUCCCAGGAGUACGAGUCUAUUGACCCGGGUCAGCAGUUUUUAUGGGAGCACUCCAACCUGGAGGUCAACAAACCAAAGAACCGCUACGCUAACGUCAUCGCCUACGACCACACCAGGGUGGUGCUGUCCAACCCUGAGGGCCAGCCCGGCGGCGACUACAUCAACGCCAACUUCAUCGACGGGUACCGGCGGCAGGGUGCCUACAUCGCCACGCAGGGCCCCAUGCCCGAAACCAUGGGUGACUUCUGGAGGAUGGUGUGGGAGCAGCACACGGCCAACAUCAUCAUGAUCACCAAGCUGGAGGAGAAAUCCAGAAACAAGUGCGACCAGUACUGGCCGAGCCGAGGCACCGAGACGUACGGCGCCAUGCAGGUCUCCGUCCUGGACACCGUGGAGCUGGCCACCUACUGCGCCCGGACCUUCGCCCUCUUCAAGACGGGCAGCGGCGAGAAGCGCGAGGUCCGCCAGUUUCAGUUCACGGCGUGGCCCGAUCACGGCGUGCCCGAACACCCCACGCCCUUCCUGGCCUUCCUGCGCCGGGUCAAAGCCUGCAACCCUCCAGACGCCGGGCCCAUCGUGGUGCACUGCAGCGCGGGCGUGGGCCGGACCGGUUGCUACGUGGUGAUCGACGCCAUGCUGGAGCGGGUGAAGCAGGAGAAGACGCUGGACGUGUACGGUCACGUGACGCUGAUGCGCUCGCAGAGGAACUACAUGGUGCAGACGGAGGAGCAGUACAUAUUCGUCUACGACGCCCUGCUGGAGGCCGUCGCCUGCGGCGACACCGAGGUCCCCGCCCGCAACCUCUACGCCUACAUCCAGAGGCUGACGCAGGCCGAGCCGCCCGACAACAUCAGCGCCAUGGAGCACGAGUUCAAGAGACUGGCCAACGCCCGAGCCCACAACUCCCGAUUCGUCAGCGCCAACCUGCCCUGCAACAAGUUCAAAAACAGGCUGGUGAACAUCAUGCCCUUCGAGAGCACGCGGGUGGCACUGCAGCCCAUCCGGGGGGUGGAGGGCUCAGACUACAUCAACGCCAGCUUCAUAGACGGCUACAGGCAGCAGCGGGCGUACAUCGCCACACAGGGUCCUCUGGCUGAGACGGCUGAGGAUUACUGGAGGAUGCUGUGGGAGCACAACUCCACCAUCGUGGUCAUGCUCACCAAACUCCGGGAGAUGGGACGGGAGAAGUGUCAUCAGUACUGGCCGUCGGAGAGGUCGGCGCGCUAUCAGUACUUCGUGGUGGAUCCCAUGGCGGAGUACAACAUGCCGCAGUACAUCCUGAGAGAAUUUAAAGUGACUGAUGCCAGAGACGGCCAGUCCCGAACCGUCCGGCAGUUCCAGUUCACCGAUUGGCCGGAACAAGGCGUGCCCAAGUCUGGGGAGGGAUUCAUCGAUUUCAUUGGCCAAGUACACAAGACGAAGGAGCAGUUUGGUCAGGACGGACCAAUCACAGUGCACUGCAGCGCCGGUGUCGGGAGGACGGGCGUGUUCAUCACCCUGAGCAUAGUGUUAGAGAGGAUGCGCUACGAGGGCGUGGUCGACAUCUUCCAAACCGUCAAAAUGCUGCGGACGCAAAGACCAGCCAUGGUGCAGACCGAGGAGCAGUACCAGUUCUGUUACCGGGCAGCGCUGGAGUACCUGGGCAGUUUCGAUCACUAUGCAACAUAAAGUCUCUCCGGACUCUCUCGCGCCGGGCCGUCGCCUCCCGCCGCCGCCCUCCACGGUCUCGCCCGGGACGGCGGCGACCGCACUCACUCCGAAAAAAGACGGGACGCACACACUCACGCACAAAUGUUUCCUCAGAGAAGUGUCCCGAGAGCACAGAGACUGAUCCACAGUGUACAUAAUUAUAACGAUUUAAAUAGUGAAGUCGUAUACACGGCCCAUUCCGACAGUACUCAGAGCCCUCGAGCUUGUAUGACCUGGGGUCUGUCCGGAAACCAAUGAGCUGCCUCGCUGCCUACCUAAGUAGUGAAGAUUCAAGGCGCUCCUUGCCCAGAUAUCCUCGCCCGGAUCUUCGUUCCUCACACGGCGCUGGGUACUAUCUGAAUCCGCCGUGUAUAUAUAAAUAUUAUAAAUAUAUACACACACACACACACACACACUGUUCAUGUAUUACUGAUUGCACAAUUGCUUUUGGGUGCCGUUUUAAGUAUUAAAUGUAAACGAAAGUGGCACAAAGUCUACACCGUUCACGUAAACGUGGUGGCGCGUUCAAUAAAACAGUCGUAGUGCCUUAUCACAGCACACAUCCGCCGUCUAGUCAGAUCACGUUAAGUGUCGGACUUCGGAACCUCCAUUCUGUUCUAACGGUUGUUUCUUAUCUGCUUACAACAGCCACGUCGCUUAUCUCUUAUCAUUUCAAUCCCAAGCGACUUGCAGUACUGUGACGGUAUACAGUCCGAGCAAUCGAGGGUUAAGAGCCUCGCUCAAGGGCAGUGGUGGGGCUUGAACCAGCGACCUUCUGAUUACUAGUCCGGUACCUUAACCACUAGGCUACAACUACAAGUCUCCUUCAGAAAUAGGACUCGGUAAGCGGAACCUCCCGAGCACUCCUCACCUCUCGUGACCGCGCCCGUUAGAUUUAUCGGCACGAUCGUGGCUUCCUACAGCGGUGGAAUAGCCGAAGAACAAGAAGCGGAUACUAUAGUCCUGCUUUUAUCCUGCUCCAGCCAUAUCACACUGGGUGUUGGACUUUGGAACCUCCAUUCUGUGCUAACGGUUGUUUCCUAUCUGCGUGCGUACGACAGCCACGCUGCUUAUCUCAAGCAGGCUACCUCUUAAAACCCUUAUAAUUUUCAUCCGAAGCGACUUCGAGGGUUAAGAGCCUUGCUCAAGGGCCCAACGGUGCCAACCUGGCGGAUUACUUUCGAUUACUAGUCCGGUACCUUAACCACUAGGCUACAACUACAAGUCUCCUCUGGUACACCCUUCAGAAAUGGGACUCGGAGAGCACAACCUCCCUUUCUUAACUCGAUCGAGCACUCCUCACCUCUCGUGACCGCGCCCGUUAGAUUUAUCGGCACAAUUCUUCGGUGGAAUAGCCGAAGAACUAGAAGCGGAUACUAUAGCCCUGCUUUUAUCCUGCUCUAGCCGUAUCACACUGGGUGUUGGACUUUGGAACCUCCAUUCUGUGCUAACGGUUGUUUCCUAUCUGCGUACGACAGUAAGAUCUCAUCUUCCCACGACGACCCCGACGGACGAGCUGCUGUGGGGGGGGGGGGGGGGGGCACUGUCAGGUUUACACUUCGGGAAAUCAGGGUCCAAGUAGCGUCACAGUCCUAGUUCGGUUCGAUUCCCGCGGCCACGACGGACGUCCACCGACAGACAGACGCGUGCAUGUUCCGGUACACAGCCAUUAUCGUUCGGUGUCACAGACGUUUGGUGUUUCGGUGUUCUCCAGAAAAUUGCGUCGUAGAUACGGUCAGCAGGUCAGGUGAUUCCACCUAGCCAUCCUAUUGGCUCGCUCCUAAAAUCAUCCUGAUGGAACAAUAAUACACGGUACGGUACGGCCAAAAGUAUUCGGACGCCCGACCCCGAGCUUGUCGGACGUCCCGCUUCAAGGCUUCUCGCAGGAGUAUGGGGAUUUGUGCCCGUUUGGUCGUAAGCCUCCGUUGACGUUCCGGUUCAUCCCAAGGCUGUUCAGUUGGGCUGAGGUCGCUAGUCUUCUUGUCUGUAUAGAGCUUGCUUACGUGGGAACAGGAAGGAGCCUUCCCUAAACUGUUUACAUUCAGCAGACGACAAGCCUCGGACCUCGCUCAAGGGUCCAACAGUGACAACCUAUCAGUCUUGGAGAUGGACCAGCGAUCUUUUGGACCUGGCGUCCCAGUACUUCAGUCCGUACCGUGUGUAUUUAAAGGCAGGUGUGCGAUUUAAGGUGGAACGCUGACCGCGACGUCCAGAGUCCCGACGCGAGCACGAGUCCGGCCCGCCGGCCACCGUUUACCUCCGAUUCUUUUGUAGUACGUGUAAAUAUUUUAGAGAACUACCGGCGAGGCUUUUUUUAUUUUCCUACCCGUGUUACAGCGUGAGGACAAGUCGUGUGAUGAAUACCGGAGUGUUUGUGAAACCUUUCGUUUGUUUAUGAAUAAACUGCUAAGAAAUG